ACAAGCAAACUAGUCUGCGCCCGUUUCAGGGUUUGCGGGGGGGAAACACGUCCACAGCACUGUGUUGUGUGUGAUAGGAAAAAAAUAAAACCGGCUGCAAAAAAAGGAAUUCAAAAUUGUUAAACAUUUCAAGACGUUUGAAUGAAAUCGAAGAGGCUCUCGUUUUUUUUUUCCUAGCUUGCUUCAGAUACCAGGGCUUGCGGUUGUGUAUGCAAGUGUGAUGCAGUUUAAUUUCUGUCAAAUUUAUAGAUGGAUCGGAAAGGGAAAUAAACCUGUGUCCGGCUGUUCAGCUAACACGGGGCUCGUGUGUUGAUGGACGCAGCUAUGUUCUGCAGUCUUUAUCACAACGUGUGUAUUGAAUCGUCUUUUUUUAUUCUUAAAAGCUGACGGUAGUUUGCAUGUGGCGUGCUCUUUAAAAAAACGAGUAUUUUUUAUCGCUCCGUUUAAUUAUUAUUUAUUGUUAUUACCAUUCCAGCUUCAUUAAUUGGUUUUCUUGGAGCUGCAUCGAGUUUUUAUUUUUAUUUUUUUAAAUAGCGAUGCAGUUUUUAAUUGCAAGCGAAAGUUUUAUCGCGUUGGUAAAACAAAUCUAUUUUUUUCCAACCUAGAUCCAAGUCUUUAUUAUUAGUCAUUUUUGUUUCAUGUGUCGUUUUGGAUUUUAAGAAUUUUUUUUUUUCAAACUGAUUUGUACAUUGCUGGACACGGUACACAUCAUACCAGCCGCUAGAGAGACCGUUUUUAUCAUUAUUUUAAUGAUGUAUUUAUUUGUUUUACAUUUUAUUCUUAUACAAAACAAAACUGCACAGUGAAGAUGAAGCGGUGUAAAUCGGACGAUUUGACCCCCGACGAGGAGGGCGGUAGAACGGGACUGAGUGCAGUUUGUGAAGAUGCCCCAAGCGUCCUAAUUGUGGAGGUAAAACACGGAGAUACCCCAGAUUCCAGCAGUGCGGGUGGUACCGCAAACUCUCACUCCACCGCCCGCAGCAAACCUCCGGACUUAAAGAAAAUCCAGCAGCUGUCGGAGGGCUCUGUGUUCGGACACGGGCUGAAGCACCUGUUCCACAGCCGGCGGCGGUCCAGGGAGCGCGAGCAGCACAGCUCCCCGGACUCUGCCCAGGCCCCGCAGCUCAGCGUGGGAUACCCUGCUGGGGCAGCAGGGGGGCCGGGGGGCCACUCGGACCACGACUCUGCGGACGAGAAGGAGCGGUCCCCGGAGAUGCAGCGAGUGUCCUACGCCGUGUCCCUCCAGGACCUGCCCGCCCGCCCCACCGCCUUCAAUAGGGUGCUGCAGCAGAUCCGCGCCCGGCCCUCCAUCAAGAGGGGCAGCAGCCUGCACAGCAGCAGCCGGCGCACCAAGAGUGGCCCCGCCUCUGAGGCAGUGAAGAGCAGCAGCCCCCACCUGGGCAGGAAGGGCCCCCAGGACAGCUCGCUGACCGCUCUGCUGCACCAGGGCAGACCCCGCUCCUCCUCCACCACGGACACCUCGCUGCUGGCCGGAGAGCCCACCCUGCACUGGACCGUUGAGGAGCCGGAACGCGUCACGGACAGGCUGGAGAAGGGGGAGGUGAGCACCCUGGGGCUGCCCCCGAACACGAGCCACGCUGGCUCGGACGGCAACAUCAGCCUGGACGUGCCCGAGGCUCCCGACCCGCAGCGCACCAAGGCAGCCAUCGAGCACCUGCAGCAGAAGAUCCUGAAGAUCACGGAGCAGAUCCGCAUCGAGCAGGAGGCGCGCGACGAGAACGUGGCCGAGUACCUGAAGCUCGCGCACAACGCCGACAAGCAGCAGGCCUCCCGCAUCAAGCAGGUCUUUGAGAAGAAGAACCAGAAGUCUGCCCAGACCAUCUCCCACCUGCACAAGAAGCUCGAGCACUACCACAGGAAGCUAAAGGAGAUUGAGCAGAAUGGGCCCACGCGGCAGCCCAAGGACGUGCUGCGGGACAUGCAGCAGGGCCUGAAGGGCGUGGGGGCCAACGUGCGAGCAGGAAUCAGCGGCUUCGGAGGGGGGGUGGUGGAGGGGGUGAAGGGGGGCGUGUCCGCGCUGUCCCACACCGCCGUGGUCUCCAAGCCCCGCGAGUUCGCCAGCCUCAUUCGCAACAAGUUCGGCAGCGCGGACAACAUCGCCCACCUGAAGGACACGCUGGAGGACCCGCACCCAGAGGACAGCCAGCGCCCGUUCAGCGGCAGCGCCACGCUCGUCUCCAGCCCCAAGUACGGCAGCGACGACGACUGCUCCAGCGCAACCUCAGGCUCGCCGGCCGGCAGCAACUCCGGGGCGGGGGGCCCCGGGCUCGGGCCAGGGCCAGGCAUGGGCAGCCCCAAGUCCAACACGCUGGACAGCCACCACCACCAUCACCACAACAACCUGGACACCCUGCUGGAGGAGCUGCGCGAGAUCAAGGACAGCCAAGGGCACCUGGAGGACUCCAUGGAGGACCUGAAGACACAGCUUCAGAGGGACUACUCCUACAUGACCCAGUGCCUGCAGGAGGAGCGCUACAGGUACGAGCGAUUGGAGGAACAGCUGAACGACCUGACAGAGCUCCACCAGAACGAGAUGACCAACCUAAAGCAGGAGCUGGCCAGCAUGGAGGAGAAAGUGGCUUACCAGUCCUACGAGCGUGCCCGCGACAUCCAGGAGGCGGUAGAGUCCUGCCUGACCCGCAUCACAAAGCUGGAGCUCCAGCAGCAGCAGCAGCAGGUGGUUCAGCUAGAGGGGGUGGAGAACGCCAACGCGCGGGCGCUGCUGGGCAAGUUCAUCAACGUCAUCCUGGCGCUCAUGGCCGUGCUGCUGGUCUUCGUCUCCACGCUGGCCAACUUCAUCACACCGCUCAUGAAGACGCGGAUGCGGAUCUUCGCCUCCGUUUUCCUCGCCCUCUUCCUCAUCUUCCUGUGGAAGCACUGGGAUAGCGUGGUGUACGUCUUCGAACCCUGGCUGCUACCCAGCUGAGCGCCCACCGGAACGGGUCACGUCACUGCUGCUCCGUGACAGAGGUUAUUCCUUUAUAAUUUGCGCCCGCGAGCGCAUUGGCAUUCCUGAGUUCUCUGGUGUGGUUUUUUUUCAGUUGUUGUUUUGGAGGGGGGUAGGGUUUGUCCACUGUUAAGCCACAGUUUUGUUUUCCUUUUUUUUGUUUGUUUCUUUUCUUGGUCCCAUUUCAGCUGUCUGAAAGAGAGGCAGGAAUAAAUAAAUACUCCCCUUCAGAGGACGGGACUGGAAAACGAGAGUCAGGCUUGAAACGGCUAGCUGGACGACCUCCCUCUGCCAUGUCACACUGUCACACCACAAACAAACACUGGAAAGCAACGUUUAGAACGACAGGUGCUGUUUUUAGUUUUUUUGUUUUCUUACAAAUUUUUUAACAACUACUUGCGUUUCAUAUUUCGGGCUCCAGUUUUGCGAGGCCUGUGCACAUGGGAAGAGAACAGGGGAGCAGAAAAGGACGUUGCGAUGGAGUGAAGGAGGGGAUCGAACAGGGGAUCAGAGCUUGGAGAUCCUUGAGAACUGAGGUGCUGCCAACACCACUCAGCAAAAAGAAUUCAGCAGCCAGCUAAAUAUUGGGAGCCACUUCAGUAACUCUAAUGAGCACAGAAGUGACACCUGCUAAACUUGUAUAUCUUAUGAAAAAAAAAAAAAAAAAAAACACAUAAAGCCUACUAGUGCAUUUUUAAACUUUUGAAGAUUCAGUUCUAGGCCAUGUGUCGAUUUCGGACUAUUGAGGUCGUGGUGGGACACUAGCCAUGAGGGUGGGCUACUUAAAAUCAGUGGUCACUCCAAACUGUAGCCCAGCCUGGACACAGACUGUCUUACUGCAAUGGCAAGUAGCAUAAUCACAGUGUCCGGUGUGUAAUGUACAGUACAUUAUUUGUUUGAUUUUUUUUUUUUUAAAGCGUGUCUUGACCUCUUUUUAUUCCUCCUCACUAUGAAUUCACACAUUUUUUUGUUGCAGUUGUUAUUCAAUUUUAAAUUAUUUAUUUAUUUAUUCAUUCAUUAUCUUUUUUUCCGUGUAUGUGUAAAGAAGGUAGAGUUACAGCCAACACGUACAUUCAUGAAAUGCUUUUGUUUAUUUUUUUAGUUUUCUUCUAAAAGGAUAAGUGCAAAUUGGUUAUUUGUGUGUGUGUGUGUGUGUUCUGUGUUCCAGGGCAGUGACGCAGCUCCCAGCUUCUACAGCUCCACUGCAGGCUAAGGGAUGUCUGCUCUCUAAGAGAGCUGUCUGAAACUACGAAACUGUGAGGCCAGGAGUGACGUUUCCAAUAUAGUAACAUAUAGAUACUAUGAUUUACUACUGUUUAAUUUUCCCAGGCUGUUAUUAAACCAAGCAGCCUGUCUGUCUGUCUGUCUGAAUACUUGUGUCAGACUCAUUCAUGGUCACACACCCCCUUGUGGUAGUCCAUUAGUCUCAGUGAGGUUUAAAAGUGGCUGCCACGGUCCCUGGAAUAAGCUCUCUGUGCAUGGCAGUGUGUGUGUGUGUGUGUGUGUGUGUGUGUAUAUGUGCCUUCCCUGAGUCAUCUUAGAGUUAGAAAAGUGCUCGUGGAAACGCAUGGUCUCCGCUGCAAGAGCCAUCUAGAGGAACACUGGAAUUCAUCCGGAGGGCAGGCGCAGUGCCACUAAACUACCACAAGAGGGGGGUGUUCCAUGAAAUAUGAGCCCGACGUGGGCCGAGCGUGGACAAUGUGAAGGAAUCAAAGUACUGUAACUGCCUUGUGGGUCAGUCAACAGAGUAGCCUGGUAACCUGGCAUCACCAGUGUUCCACUCUUGUAUUUAAGUCAGCUCGUUUGUGCAAGGGUGGUUGGUUGUGUAAAUGUUUUAAGAAAUGUAUAUAUUAGUACAACAUGGCUGAAGAACCUUAUAUAUAGUUAAGACUGAGGUCUUUUUUUGGUCCAUGUUUUACAUGACAUGGAAGAUGGUGAUACAGUAUUCUGCAGUACAGCCUGACAAAGUAUCAUAUCUGUGGCGUGCUCAACACUCAUACCUCCAUGAGCCCCUUGACAAGUGUCCUGUAUGAAUUUGUCUUUUGAAAGUUAUAAACCCUUAACGCUAAGACGUAGGGGUUGUCUGGGCACUGGAAUCACCUUGGGCUACCAGGUAUAUAUCUUGGCUGACCACAAGAGGGCAGACCUGUCUGUCAAUCUGUUUGGUAUUUAAAGCAUUCUGUUUUGGAAAGGUAUUUUCUCCAAUGAAAAUACAAAUCAAACUAGCGAACAUAAGUGAAGAAAACAUGUGAAGCAACACACUCCUAACACAGCUGUUCUGCAGCCGUGUCUAGUUCUGCCUGGUUUCAUAAACUGCAAGGAAUCGCAAACCUGUCCAGAAUAUAAAGAGUAAAACGUUGUUUGAAAAUCACUGCAAUAAUACCCCUGUCAUUUUCACCCCUGUCAUUUUCACUUUGCCCCCCCCCCCCCCCCCCCCUGCAUUUCUCAGUGAAGAUCCUCCUGAAAAAUUGAAGUGACUCGAAACGACUAUUGAAACUUCAGAAACCCUGAAGGGCAGUAUUUGGACUGGGGGGGCAGACAGAAGUUAAAUGUCAAUUUGCAUUGUCAAGGGGUCUAAAGGGUUAAAUCUGUAAUAAACAAUGGUAUUGUUUGAAGCCAGCUGAAUGUAUUUUCAAUGAACUUAAAAGAAAAAGUCUGAAAGAAAUCUAAACUGAACUGAGUGAAGGAUGGUUGUGAGAGCUGUGUGAUGUUUUAUUUUGUGUAAAUAAAGAAGGGCAUGGUACUGUAUUGUAUGUAUUAUAAAACACUGCCCUCUGCUGGGUGUUCUGUUAAAUGCAUUCUGCUUUAAGACAAGUGAUGUGUGGUCUUACUGUGUUUGCGGUUUGAAGGAGAUGCGGUUCAAAAUGAAAGUGGCACUUUAUUCUUUAUCUCUUUCUUUUUUUAAUAAAAAAAAUCACUAUUUGACAGAAUAAAA
Acipenser ruthenus (sterlet) is the source of this 5903-nucleotide messenger RNA. RefSeq names its product transmembrane and coiled-coil domains protein 2. The transcript has 6 exons. Gene Ontology annotation, cellular component: endomembrane system. The record is from RefSeq and is a predicted model, not a curated record. Gene Ontology annotation, biological process: amyloid precursor protein metabolic process. Lineage: Eukaryota; Metazoa; Chordata; Actinopteri; Acipenseriformes; Acipenseridae. The coding region runs from base 809 to 2947 and encodes 712 amino acids.